This is a messenger RNA of Halteromyces radiatus, 418 nucleotides long. RefSeq lists its product as uncharacterized. The transcript has a single exon. The coding region runs from base 1 to 381 and encodes 126 amino acids. NCBI's taxonomy places the organism in Eukaryota, Fungi, Mucoromycota, Mucoromycetes, Mucorales, Cunninghamellaceae. The record is from RefSeq and is a predicted model, not a curated record.
AUGUCGACCAAUUUGUUUACUUUUACAGGCACUCCCAUACUAUGGUUAAUCGUUUUGACACCUGUACUGCUGUCAGUGAUGAUUUAUUUCUGUGUACGUUGUAUAACCUCAAAAUUGGAAUGUGAUGAUGAAGAAAUAUCUGUUCCUUGUUUUUCAUCAUCACCAUCAAUGCGUCAACAUAUAUCAUCAUCAUUACCCCCACCUUCUUAUUUUGCUUCACAUCGUGAUCGUCUCUUCCGCGUCCAUCUUCUUGAUCAAGAAGAAAAAAUCCUAGGUUAUUCUUGUCCACCUUCCUAUGAAGUCGCUGUCGAUCCUGAAAAUAUGCCUCUUGAUAAAUUGAAAUUGAUCAUUCAAAACCAAAGGAUAAAACAUCCUCAAUAAUCCAUCAUUCAUCCAAACAAAAUAGAGUUUUAUUGCG